AUUGAAAUUGACUAUCGCCCACCGUCUGGUUGAUUGUCAAAAUUUUUUUGUCUUUAAAUCGACAUCCUGCUUAUUAAAAUAAUAACUAAAAUUUAUUUAUGUUAAUUGAAUUAAUUUUAGUUGCUUAAGAUAGCAUUAAGUGUUGAUAAAUCUACUUAUAUGUAAUCUAGUUAGUCGAUAAUUAGAAAUUACGCAAAAAAAUAGUUUAAAUAGUUCAACAUGAAAAACGAUAAUAUAGAAGAGGAAGAAGUAGAUGUGUUUCAACUAGUAUUAAAAUUAAGAUAUGAAAAACUCCUUGUAACGACAGAAAAGAAAAAAAUUGAAGAUUUAAACAGAUUGCUUAUAGAAAAAACUCACGAAAUAAUAAGAGAAUCUUGGAUAACUACAAAACAACGUUUACUUUUGUAUCAAAGGGAAAGUACUAUACAGAAUUAUCAAAAAGUUGAUCACUUAUUAAAGUCAGAGUUUGUGGAUGCAAAACAAAAAUUGGGUUUUCAGAAUACAAUAAAAAUAGGAAAUCUUUUACAAGUGCUGAGAUCCCAACCUUCUCAAUUAGCGAAAUGGUUGAUGUUCGGAGAGCAACUAGCAGAAGAAAUGCAAAAUUACUCGUUUUUUCUAGAAACUAUUGUAGUAGGACUUUACGGAUGUCUAUUAUUCUCAGAUGAUAUUAAAUAUAUGUUGGCUUUAUUAUACGAACUAGCUAAAUUACAACUUCUAAAUUGCGAAGACCCCAGAAGAAUUAUAAAACAGAGGACAUGCUCAUUUAAACAUCUCUACUUUUUAUUCCACGAAGUAUUACAAUCAGCUAAAUUUUUCUUGAGUGCAGCUAUGGAAAUACCAAUAGUACAGAUGAUGUCCUGUACGGAUUAUUAUUUAGAUGUAGACCCCGAAAAAACCAGGAUGAGAUUUAAGCAAGACGACAACGAUGUUACCAAUAUUUUCAAAGACGUAGAAGAAUAUAGAAACGAAGUUGUAGCUAAACUCGUCGAAUUUACAAAUACUUUCAUAACAUCGCUUUUAGAAAAUGUUUAUAGCUUUCCGAAAUCCAUUUCUUGGAUAGUAUCUAAAAUAGCGAAGAUUAUCGAAAAAUCUUUUAGUGCAAAACAGGCAAACGCCAUAAUAACGGAACUAAUAUUCAACCUGUAUAUAUGUCCAGUGAUAAUAGAUCCGGAACAAUACGGGAUAUGUACAUCACAAGUUACCGAAAUAGCCAGACACAACCUCAUACAAGUUUGUCAAAUUUUACAAUCGUUAGCUUUACAUAAAUACGAACCUAUAGAUAUGAAAAAUUCGGAUCUGUUCGACAUGUUGGAUAAAAAUAAAGUUUGUAAUUUUAUCGAAUUGUUAUUUUUCGAUAUGGAUUCCGAAGAACCUCCUAUAGAAAAUUCCCCAAAUCUUUCGAGGGACAUUAUGAUGUUUACCGAAACCGAGCUCAAUAACAUAAUUUCUAUUUUACAAAAAAUACAGUUUAAACAAAAAUCAAGCGACAAUUUUUUAAAAGAAUUAACUAUAGAAGAACAAUUAGCAUCCCUCAGUUUAUCUUUCGAUAAUUCGCCUAAAUCGAACCGUUCUUCCAACAGUAUAUCAGAUUCUCCCAGGAAUCAUAGUAACCACAGCAAUCAUAACGUGGUCCUAGUUUUUCCAAUCGAUCAAGCGCAUUCCGAUCCGAUAGGUCUGGUAUCCGAGGAAAAAAUACUCGAAGCCAGUAUACCGAUUAAAAACGGUGAUAUAUCGGUCGUUAUGCCGGAAACUCCGCCGCAAAAUACCGAUUUAAAACAAUCUUUCACUUUCCACGACGAAGGAUCCAUCGGCAAUACUUCGGAUAAUUUGGAAGCCAUUUCGGAAGCGGCCAGCAACCAUUCGGUGGAUAGUAGCAUCGAAUUGGAAAACGAAGAUCAGAACGACAAUCUUUCCGAUAUGAUAUCGGCGAACGUUUCAGGUCGAGGUACGCCGAAUAUAUCGGGGAGAGACACGCCGAGUUCUCAAGUGUGCGAUAACGACGAUAGGGCGUUGGCCGAACCGCGACAAGCGGACGUCGCCCAACCGCAGGCUAAUUUAAAUUUGAACAGGCAAAUUAGAUCGGAAAUAGACGACAAAUUUUGCAAAUUCGAAAUAAAAAAACUUCUGGAAGGCGACGAAACUAUAUCGAUAAUAUCGGAAACGUGGAGCACCGACGUUCUAGCUUCGGAUAACGAAACGCUAGAUACGAGCGAAAGUAGACAAUCGUCGUCGCAAUUGGUCGAAGUUGUGCCGAACAAUUUGGAUUUGUCGGAAACUCAGAGCGAAAGCGCUUGGUCGACGGACGUUAUGACCUCCGAUACGGAAAGAUUGACGGAAAUCGAUAACGACGAUUCCGUCAGCGUCGCCCAAUCGGACGAUACCAGAUCGGAAACCGACGAUAACGCUUGUUCGAGCAGAAGAUUGUCCUCUUGUUCUAAUUCGUUCGUUCCGAUUUCGUCUAAUCAGAAUUACGUAUCGAACGUCGCUGUUCAAAAUAUGAGUUUCUUACCGCCUUCCAACGGUCAUUGUUCCGUUAACGGUACUAGAAAUAAGUACGUUUCGACGGUGACGAAUUUUCAGGAUUAUAAUAAGAUCGAGUUUAAGAACGAUCGGAUUAAUAGGAAAUUGUAUCAGGAACAAACCGAUAAUAACGCCAAUAGGGUAUUUAAGGCUUUAACAUUCGAACAAUCCGAAUCGUUAACUGAAAAUGGCGAGAUUAAGGCAUCGAUAUUCAAACCUACGGUUAUAAAAAAUGGUUCGAUUGCCAAAGAUACUGAAUUGAACAACUUGGCCGGUCCGAGUGGGGUAGCAGAACCCGAAAAGAAUCACCAUAACCGUCCCAACGAGAUCCUUCUGAGUAAUUGCAGUUUAAAUUCGAGUUCCAGCGGUUCGAGUAGCCACAGUUUCGAAAAUAAAAAUACCUCCGAGCAAUGGGAAAGUAAACAGUGGUUAAACAGUUCCGGUAGUAGUUUAAAUGUUACUCUAACACCUUCGGAAAGUACCAGCGAACUAUCGGUUAUGAGUAUAGGAAAAAAAGCAGCAGCCGGUAGAGGAUUGAAACCCUCGGUGUCUACGGGGGCGAUACCGAAAAGUAUCAGUUUCGAUAUGAGCGCCGAUAAAGGAUUAGACCAUGAGGGUAGAUCGAAACGAGGUGGAUUUUUCGGAAAGUUGAGGAUGGGUUUUAAAAGUAGGAGAGGAAAAUGUAUACGGAAUCAAGAUGAAUUUCGAUUAGAAACCGAUGAAUAUGUCGGGAAAAUCGGAGGAAAAGUAGAAAAUAACACAGAAGUAUCCGAUGACAUAUUGGCUAAAUAUCGAACGAAACCCUUCGUGGAAAAUAAAAUUAUAAAAGAUAUCUGUGAUUCGAGUAAAUCUUUAAAGGGAAAACAUGUGUAUAGAAGCAAUAGCGAAGAAGUGAAUACGUUUAAUGACAUUAAAAAUAAAUUACGUUUAGUUUUAAGUAAUACUUGGGAAAUUCCUCAUUAUUUCAAAAAUAAUCCUUUUAGUAUUAAGAAUAAAAUAGAGACGAUGUUAAGAUUGGAAUUGGGGAAAGCCAGAAGACUGAGGGAAUGGUCAGAUGUCGCGAGAAUAUCUGAGGCAAUAAGAUGUAUUAAUUUAUUAAACGAUGAAACAUGCCUUAAAUUAUUGAGUUCUAUGCGGGAAGAUGUAGCUUUGAGAUCAACUUAUAUCAAAUAUCUCAUUAUAUCGAAACAAGAAUUACUAUUUUGUGAAAGUUAUUUAAACAGUUUGCAGGAACAAAUUUCUAAUGACAAAUAUCAAUGCGAAAAGUACUUGGCGGUACUUUGCGUUAAAGAAUUUUUAUCAGAACAAGAAUCCAUGUUGAUGGAUUUUUGCGAAGAAUUCAAACAGCUCAAUUUGGCAGACGAAAAAUGUGAUUUCUUGCAAAAAUUCUAUUCCAAAUUAUUGUUGAUUAUGAAAAGCAGUCCCGUAUGGAAAGGUAUCGUUCGUAAUAGAGAAAAAACAUUGAAGAUUACCUUAGAGAGAUUCAUCAUGAACAAAACAUAUAAAAACUCUAUUUACCCCAACGGUGAUGGCGAUAGAGACAGAGAUAGAGUUCUUCAGGAUCACAUCGGAAAACUUUCGAAAAUAAUAACACCUCAUCACAAAGAUCUUCUUAUAGAAAAGAUGUAUCUUCGCGAGUGUCCUUGGUUACCAGCUCAAGAUGCUUUGAGGGCAUUGAACGUAUACAAAACGCCAAGAGACAAAGUCAAAUGUAUCGUACAUUGUUCGAAAUGUAUUAUGGAUUUAUUGUCGUUGUCUCAGAACGUAGCAUCGACGACCGCCGAUGAUUUUAUGCCCGUAUUGGUCUUUGUGAUAAUUAAAGUUAACCCGGAAGCCCUUUUGUCAACUAUUCAAUACGUAAACAGUUUUUUCCACAACAGACUUUUCGGCGAAGAAGAAUAUUGGUGGACUCAAUUUUGCGCAGCCGUAGAAUACAUUAAAACCAUGGACUAUUCCGAUUGACAAUUGUUGCUAAAUAAUAAUUUUACGAAAAUAUUUCACUUGUACCUACUAUAAUUAAACAAAUAUUAUUUAUGAUUUCUAUUAACUUGUUAGGUUAUAGAGCAUUUAUAUUUUUAAUAAAAAUAUUUAUAUUUUAACAAA
Molecule: messenger RNA, 4623 nt
Organism: Diorhabda sublineata
Lineage: Eukaryota; Metazoa; Arthropoda; Insecta; Coleoptera; Chrysomelidae
Gene: Gapvd1
Product: receptor-mediated endocytosis protein 6 homolog
Exons: 18
Coding region: 220-4482 (1420 amino acids)
Biological process (GO): vesicle-mediated transport; regulation of GTPase activity
Cellular component (GO): endocytic vesicle; cytosol
Molecular function (GO): guanyl-nucleotide exchange factor activity; small GTPase binding
Source: RefSeq, a predicted model, not a curated record